CGGCGGCGGCAGCAGCGGUUCUCAGAGCGGCGCCUCUCCGGCUCUCAGACGGGCGGCGGCGGGGAGCUGCGCCCCGAAACGGCGCCCACCGCCCAGGCGAGCUGCAGCACGAGCGCUCCCGCGCCGCGGCCGCCGCCGCGCUCCGGCCCGGACCGCGGCGAGGGGCGGCGGCCCCGGCCCCGGCCGGCUCGCGGCGCCCCCUGGCCGCGCCCCCGCGCGCAGCUCGCGGCCCCGGCCAUGGGGCUGGGCGGGCCCGGGGCUCGGCCGAGCUGAGGCGGUGGCGGCCCGCGCGCCCCUGGGGCCCGCCCCCGCACCCCGCUCGCCGGCGCCUGGCUCUCAUGAUGAUGAAGAAAAAGAAGUUUAAGUUUAGGGUGGACUUCCAGCUCGAGGAGCUCUCCUCGGUGCCCUUCGUCAACGGGGUCCUCUUCUGCAAGAUGCGGCUGCUGGACGGCGGCAGCUUCACGGCCGAGUCCCCCAGGGAGGUGGUGCAAGCCAACUGUGUUCACUGGAGGAAGAAGUUCUCGUUCAUGUGCAAAAUGAGCGCCAGUGCCGCCACGGGCAUCCUGGAUCCUUGUGUCUACAGGGUGUCUGUGCGCAAGGAAUUAAAAGGUGGAAAAGCUUAUGCAAAGCUGGGCUUUGCAGAUCUAAACCUGGCAGAGUUUGCUGGGUCAGGAAGUACCACUCGUCGCUGUUUACUGGAAGGCUAUGAUACCAAAAAUACGAGACAGGAUAAUUCCAUCCUUAAAGUUUUAAUCAGCAUGCAGCUGAUGUCCGGCGACCCGUGUUUCAAAACGCCUCCUUCUACGUCAAUGUCCAUACCGAUUGCUGGGGAAGCUGAAUCUCUGGAAGAAGAUAGGAAAGGGGGAGAGACCCUCAAAGCCCAUCUUGGAAUAGCAGAUCUCUCAGCAAAGAGCGCCUCUAUUCCAGAUGAACUUGGUGCCUGUGGACACUCGAGAACAUCGAGCUAUGCAAGCCAGCAGUCCAAAGUGUCAGGGUACAGCUCCUGCCACUCGCGGUCGUCCAGCUUCUCCGAGUUCUGCCACAGGAGGAACACGUCCGUGGGAAGCACCUCGACAGGCAUCGAAAGCACCCUAGAACCCUGUGACGAAGUGGAGCAAAAAGGGGCGGAAGCAGACCUGGAUGCAGCUGACAAGGAAGACACAGCUUCCGAAACUCUCAACAGAUGCCCAGUGAAACAGGAUUCGGUAGAAUCUCAGCUGAAGCGGGUCGAUGACACCAGAGUGGACGCAGAUGAUAUUGUAGAGAAAAUCUUACAAAGCCAGGACUUCAGCCUGGACUCCAGUGCAGAAGAGGAGGGACUGCGGCUCUUCGUGGGCCCCGGGGGAAGGACCACCUUCGGCAGCCACCACCGGACAAAUCGGGUGGCGUCUGGAGCUUAUGAACAAGUUGUGAUCAAGCGCUAGAAGCUGAGCCAGGUCGGGAGCCUCCCUGGGGGUCAGGGAUGCAGGCUGCUGAGCCGACAAGGCACUGACUCAGGCACGUCUGAGAACACGAACCUCUUUGAAAAGGGAGCCUGUCCACCUGCCCAGAGGAGAGCCAGCAGUGGUUCCUUCUCUGCGAGGGCCCUCCAUGGUCCUUCCCCCUCUGAGGUGACGUUGGAGCGGUGGGAGCGAGGCCGCACGGCCUGCGUGUUUAGAGCUCCACGGCUUCCACGGUCAUGGCACGUGGCACCUGAAAGACUGCUUGUCGUUUCAGAGCUUCCCGGUGGGGAGAGCCGCACUCCCCGCCCGGCGUCUGGUUUUGCUGCUGACGUUCAAAACCCGCGAUCAAGGUGCUCCGCGGUCUGGGCUCUGAUUUCUUCACUGUGUGUUUGAGAGACAAUAAGCGAAGACGGAAACCCGAUAAACUCUGUCAAGAUAGUUAUGAUUCCAGUUAAAGAAAUCCAUAUUGUGCUACCUACAGUAUUGUACUAAGUUCAUUAACUCCUUUUAAUACAGUAAUUGAUAUAAAAGUGUGGGUGUUCCUGCUUUGAGAAAAAGUUAUACUGCAAUUGAGACAUGUAAAAUGCUUGCUUAAUCUAAAUGUAUCCAUUGAGUAACAAGUGUAUUUAAGUCUGAGAUAAUGAGUGGGUAUUAGGCCACUGUUAGGCAGUAUGUAUUGUUCCUCGUUCAUAUUAAAUGAGCUGCAGAAUCCCCACCGGCACAGUGUAAGCAAUUCGGGAGAAGUUCAGCAGUGUUUGGUGUGAGGCGCUCUGAUAUCAGCACUGACUUAACUAACCAAAUGAUGUCUGUGGGUUUCAGGAGUCAGCGUUUAGAACAACUGGAGGGAAGCAGUGAUACAAUGAGAAACAGAGCAGCCUUUUCUCUGCGAGUUCACACUUAGGUUCCUGAAAUUGAAAACGAUUCCCAGGAGGGGGUGGAUAACGCAGGGAACAGCCGCUUCACCUGCACCCGUGCUCUUCUUUCUUUAGCCCCUCCCCCUCCCUGUGAGCACAUUCUAAGCUUUCUUCUUACUGCAUCAAAAAUCGGUUGUUUUGAGGCAAGAAUAGACUAUAACAUACAUCAAACAGAGCUUUUAAAGUAAGGGAAUCUUAUCAGCACAGCAGACAAAUCCUGAAGAGUUUUUCUGGUUUUAUGUGGCAGUUUCUGUGUGGAAAGAUCCUAAAAUUAGGAUCUUGGAAUCACUUAGUGAAGAAAAAUGUAGAUUCUGUAAAAUCAGAAAUUCCCAGUUUUUACUUUCAAAACCACGUCCGAGUAACGUGAUGUGUUAGAAUUACUUUGGUCUAGGUAUUUUCAUGUUGGCAAAAAUGUUACUGCUUUUGCAUAAGGCAAAAAUGUUAUUUUUAAGAAAACAGUAUUUUAAUAUCCAAAUUGAGAAGUUGGCGAACAUUUAAAUAGUUCAUGUAAGGACUUUGGGGGUUUUCUUUUCUUUUUUUUAAAAAUAUUUUAAGGAUUGGGUAUUCCAAAUGAACCCAAAACAACUUUUACAAGUAGAUUCUGAGAUUUUAAGAGAUGACAUCCCCAUGUAGAAUAUUUUGAAUGUCAAGAGACAAGGUUUUCUGAGCCAUCCAACUUUCUUUUUUGUGAUUCAUGUUGAAAGAAAAAAAAAGAACUGACCCAAAGAUUUAAGUUUAGCCAAGAAAAACGUCUCAAGUGAUAGAGACUCGCUGUCUUGGAGUAAACAAGUGAAUGAUUCAUUCAUUGUGUAUUAUAGGAAAAAAUCAAAGAAAGUUUUCAACAGAUAUGAUGAUACUGUCUAGAAAGAGAUUUAGUAUUAUAACAUGUUUUAAGAACCUAUUUUUCUAUUUUUGAAAUAUUAUUUCUAGGCUAUAUUUCUUAUUGGCGCUUCUGCAAAUGCUUAUACAGUCUUGAAUGAUCACUAAUGUCCAGACUGUAGGCGAGUUCAGUGAGGACACUGUGACCCGGGCACUGGCCCUCUGGCUUGCCCUUGGCUGCCCUUGGCCAGUACCUUUACACAAAACUGGCUCUCAGUAUUUAAAAAUGAUACAGCAUUGUUUUUUAAACCCAAAAUGCAGAUUUUCGAAAAGCAUAAAAAUCAUGCCUUUAGACAUUCAGCAGCCACUGGGUAACAUCUUGAUCUGUGUAGGAGUCAAGGUAACAAACAUUUUAAUAAGUAGUAACUCUAGGAAGAAAAGAGGGAGCAUUCCUCUGUAGCCAGGGAAGUCUGGACUCGGUUUGGUCUAGUUCAUGUUCCAUCAGCAUGCUUUGCAGCCACGUUUCAUUCAUCACAGCCCUUAGAAAUAUGUGUUCAAGGCUGCCUGUGCGGCUGCCUUACUUCCAAGUUUUUCUUUUCCUUAGAGCAUGUACUGUUAAUAUCUUAACCAUGUAGCUAUUGCAGAAAAAAAAAUCUGCUUAUUCAAUACCAAGUCCCCUUUUGGUUUCAUUUUGAGUGUAGCAAAUGGACUUUGAAAACGUAGAUCUUAAUACAUCGAUUUCUCAAUCUUGAGCUCCAAUUUCAGAUCCCCAGCCUUUGGGGAAUUUGCAGAUGUGCAACAUUUUCUGACCCUGUGCCAGAGAAGAAAAGAUUAGUGGUAUUUUAAAGCUAGUAUUUGUGAUAAGAGUCUUAAAUGCCUCGUUUGGGGGAAUUUCAGAAGAAGCGGGCCCCGAGGCCACUUCCUGUGACUUGUGCUGGUGACCGAGACCAGAGGGGAUGAGAAGGGUGGCUGGGGACGGAGCAGGCCCUGGGCCGUCACUUCACACUUGGAUGGUUGACUCCCCUUGGUGGCGGUAAGAAGGCUCUCUACACAAAUAGCUGACUUGGAUGAGUAUUUAUAAUCAGACCAAGUCUAGACCAAGAAUCUUAAAGUAUCUACUAGUCUCCAGUCGGAACACAGUCAGGUAGCAACAACUUCUAGUAAAUUAAAACACCCAGACAUAACUCCAGGCUUUAAGAUUUCCAUGCUGAUGAUCACUUGGCAAGCUCCAGCUGGCAGGAUGCUUCGACAUGCUAUGGAAGCACUCGGAAGAGUCAGGCUUCCAGGAUAUAUAAUGAUGCUCUGGAGAGCCCAGGCUCAUUUGACGGGCUGUGCUUUAUUCUGGCAGGUCUCUAACUGGGGCGGCUCAGAAACUCCACUUGGUCAGUUCGUCUCCCCGGUUCCUCACGUGACUAUAAUCAGGUACUGUAGUUGCUGUUGUGUUUUGCCGCUAUCGAUGUGUUGGCUUAGGUACUGUGCAUAAUUUUUAAUAGCUGAGAUGUUAGAGAAUAAAAAUAAAUGUAAAGGAUGAAGUAGGCCUCUAUUAACCCUGUUUUAAGACUGCCCUGGAAAUCAGGCCUUAUUAUUCCCUUAUAUAUGUGACUUUUCAUAUGAUAAUAUACAGGGGGGAGCAAAAGUAGGUUUACAGUUCAUAUGGAAAAUAAUACAAUAAUAAUAAUCUAAGAAGAAACUCAUGUUUUGCAGAAUCACAACUGUAAACCUUCUUUCAUCCCACUGUGCACACACACCGUGUAUUUUAAAUGGUUGUGUAGCGAUUGCUAGCUACUCCUCUCUACAAUAAAGCUGACAGAUGUUUUAAUUUACGCAGGCUAUAUGUUCUGCAUUUACAAAUGUUUAUGUUCAUCCUGUAUAUGUAAGAAAACUCUCUCGCUGAUACUCAUUGACCAAAUCCCUUGCAGAGAAAGACAUUUAAGGUACAUUCAGUUCGAUUAUAUUUUUUGGAAAUAUAUCUUAUUGGGGAAUUGCCCUUGUCCUAUGCAUUUAUUCUUGUGGACGUUGAUACAGCUGUGAGUAGUCGCGUAAAUGUUUAUGGAAAAAAAUUGUUAUUGAAGUGAUUCCAUUAGUAUCCUGAUACUUGGAGAAUGACCUUCAUUUUCAUAUAUUUCUUUGUUUUACCUGCACAACUAUAAAUCCAGGAAGUGUUUUUCUUUCUUUUUUUUUUUUUACAAAAACUAAUUUUUUAUUGUAAAGUAUUUGUAAUAAAUGUCAAGGUGAAGCUUAUACAUGAUCAAUAAAAAAUCUUAAAGUUUA
Messenger RNA from Artibeus jamaicensis (Jamaican fruit-eating bat), 5446 nucleotides. RefSeq names its product EEIG family member 2 (gene EEIG2). The record is from RefSeq and is a predicted model, not a curated record. The coding region runs from base 339 to 1424 and encodes 361 amino acids. Lineage: Eukaryota; Metazoa; Chordata; Mammalia; Chiroptera; Phyllostomidae. The transcript is spliced from 11 exons.